UUUUAUGAUUUUUGGAGGGAUUUUUGCUCAUGUUUCAUAGUCUAUAUCAUAAUUAGCUCCUACAAUACAUUUCGGAAAGUCGAGAAUGAAUAAAGGAAGAAAGUCUCUGAAAAUACAAAUAUCUCUACUAUCGAAAUCUGAUUAGUCUCCCAAAUAUUUCAAUCUCUAAAAAUAGUAAGCUAUUAUAAGGUAUUGUACUACUUUCUCAUCUAAUCUUCACAUGGCAUAGUGACUUUAUAAGAUACCUACGUCACAUACUAUUAUACUAUUACAGAGAUUUGUGCUUCUAAGCUCUUCCUAUAAAGUGUGCCAUGUUCCCCUUAAGUAUUUUGUUGAAUUUUUUUUAGAUAUUCGAUUUAUAUCUUAGCAGUUCUUCAAAUUUGCCAGAUCCUACUUCAACCCUUCGACUUCCGCCUCUUAACUCUCAAACUACAAAUAUAAGCCAGCUAUACAUAAUGGGAAAUCCAUCAACUGCAGGUUAUAAGCCCGAAUGGCUCGAGGUAAUCACCCCUCCAUUCUUGUCACGACAAGCUCCUUCGCGAUCUACCACCUCAAUCGUCGAAAAAGCCUUGAGCACCCGUCCCGUUCCCGUCGGUGACGCACCCAGCAUUAAAAAGCAAUUCAAUGAUUUGGUCGCAGAGCUCAACAGUCAAAGACCCCCUCCUGAUACCUCAGUCCAGACUCGUGACACUUCCGCAGAUGGCGUUCCCGUUCGUAUCUACACGCCGCCAAAUGCCACCCAAGACGACGAACUUCAUUUAGGAGUGUAUUAUCACGGAGGUGGAUAUUGCGGUGGCAGCCUUGAUUCCGAAGAUAUGUGGUGUCGAUACAUUGCAAAAAAUGUUCCUUGUGUUCUUGUGAGCGUCGAUUAUCGAUUGGGUCCCGAGCAUAAGUUUCCGGCUAUGUUGGAUGACAGUGUGAAGGCUUUUGAAUGGGCCUAUAAACAUGCUUCGGAACUCAACUCCUCCCAAUCCAAACUCUUCACAAUCGGCGCCUCGGCAGGCGGCGGUCUAGCUCUAACUGUAGCACACGAUCUCAUUGCCGCGGGUAAACGUUCGCAAAUCAAAGGCGUCGUAGCUAUGGUCCCCAUAGCCGCACACCAUCUUCUGUUCCCGCGGCUUACAAAGAUCAUUAUAAAUCCUACGAGGAGAAUGCGUCUGGCGUACCGGUUAACAAUGCGGAUAAUAUGA
Botrytis byssoidea is the source of this 1190-nucleotide messenger RNA. RefSeq lists its product as uncharacterized. The record is from RefSeq and is a predicted model, not a curated record. Lineage: Eukaryota; Fungi; Ascomycota; Leotiomycetes; Helotiales; Sclerotiniaceae. Gene Ontology annotation, molecular function: hydrolase activity. The transcript is spliced from 4 exons. The coding region runs from base 456 to 1190 and encodes 244 amino acids.